GGAAGGAGGCGUGCAGCCAUCAAUAUUCUAGGGACAUGCCUACUUAAACUUAUCUUGCAUCAUGUGAAACCAGAACUGUCGCCCUGUUUGGUGAAGUGUUUUUCCACUGGCCAAUAGGAAGAUGGACAUCCUGAAACAGAUGGUAAAAGAAUAUAAGAGGAACAGCUGUGAUCUAGUGUGUUUACCACGGAAGAGAGGACUGAUUAUUGGUGUCAGGUUCUGAAGGAUUACCUACAGGAUCCAAGUUAAAUGGACAUCAGUUCCAACACAGUGGUUGUUACGGGCUUUGGUUCUUUCCGGCAGUAUCUUGUGAAUUCCAGCUGGGAAGCAGCAAAAGAGCUGCUGAAACUUGGCCUUGGUGAUGAUGUAGACAUACACAUUGUGGAACUGCCAGUGGCUUACCAUAAAGUAAAAGAGCUUGUCUGUAAAGCAUGGGGAAACCUUAAACCCAAACUUAUGAUUCACAUUGGGCUGGCCCCCACCUCAAAAGGAACCAUAAUUCUGGAGCAGUGUGGGAAAAACAAAGGCUAUAAAGACAAGGAUGUUUGUGGGUUUUGCCCAGAGGAUGGCUGCUGUAUCUCGGAGGGCCCAGAAAAAAUUGAAUCUCUAAUUAAUAUGAAGACAGUCUGGAAAAAUCUUCAGCUGGAAGGGAUUGAUGUUGUUUUUUCACGAGAUGCAGGAAGAUACCUCUGUGAUUAUACCUAUUACAUCUCUCUCUACUACGGUAAGAGAAGAGCAGCGUUCAUUCACGUGCCUCCUCUCUCCACGCAGGUAACAGCAGAAUUUAUUGGAAAAGCACUGCAGAGAAUUAUCAGAGAGAUGCUGGAUCAAUGCAAUGGGGAGAAUAUGUAAAAAUAAAUGUUAAAAAAAUGUUGCUGCGGAUGUUCAUUUUUGUCCAAACCUUUUUAAUGGAAACAUGACUGCCGCCCAUAGUGAUCCUGAAAAAGAAACACGGAUCAAGCAUCAUUUGUAUACUACACAGCUGUGCGGACACCUACAUUCGGGCUUCGAUGUUCUAAGCUGUUUUGUGCGCAUGAAGGCACAGAAUGGAACAAAGGAGCUUUACAUGUACACUCAACCCUUGCGUUCACCCUGUGCUAGAAACAGAAAUAACCCCGCCAGUGGAGGACACAACGACUCAAAUGCAUCUGCUGUAAAUGUUAAAGGCUACAGAAGUUUGGAAACAGGAGCCUAAAUAUCUAAAAAUGGCUUUUUAAACACGUUUCUGCAUUUCUGAUGAGAAAAACCUUAAGUGCUAAGAGCUUUGUUAUCAUAGAUCUUUUUUCUUACGAUAAAAAUUGGUCCAAAGGUGGGCAGGAAAAUUUGUCUUAGGCAAAUAGAAAAGGAACUCUUUAGAUUUCUCAUCCCAGCGUACCUUAGGAAUGUUCUUUGUACAGGGAAGAAAAGGACACAUAACGAGCACAAAUGCAUACAGAAUCCUUUUUAUUUAACUUAAUCAUGUAGUACUGCAACUACUAGAAAAAAGCAGAGUAAGAGAAACUAAAGCAGCCGCUUCAGCCAUUCAAAAUAGACAAAAGGUUCUUUUUUUCAUAAUGUAAAGAAUCCAGAAUAUAUCGCAACAGGAAUAAAUUCUUACAACAGAAUAUACAAAAACAUUUUUAAUUUCUUUUUCAUAAUCUACUGAUUCAUUUUAAUAUAAACACAGGAAUUUCUUUAGGAAUAAUUUAUACACAGCAAGUCUUUAUGUAAUAAAUUGGCCAUGUGAUUACUGUUUUAUUUUUUAAACUUUUUUUAAAAAAAAAAUCUGUAUUUUAAACAAGAUAACUUGGAAAAUGUUGUGUUUGCAAAUGCAUUCGGUUGGGGGAGGGGAAGGUUGUUUGGUUUUUGUUUGUUGUUAAAAUCUUCUUUUCUUUUGU
Pogona vitticeps (central bearded dragon) is the source of this 1877-nucleotide messenger RNA. RefSeq names its product pyroglutamyl-peptidase I like (gene PGPEP1L). Gene Ontology annotation, cellular component: cytosol. The record is from RefSeq and is a predicted model, not a curated record. Gene Ontology annotation, molecular function: pyroglutamyl-peptidase activity. Gene Ontology annotation, biological process: proteolysis. NCBI's taxonomy places the organism in Eukaryota, Metazoa, Chordata, Lepidosauria, Squamata, Agamidae.